Saccharomyces paradoxus is the source of this 1461-nucleotide messenger RNA. It is a transcript of the gene RTG3, whose product is annotated as Rtg3p. Bases 1 to 1461 code for a protein of 486 amino acids. Lineage: Eukaryota; Fungi; Ascomycota; Saccharomycetes; Saccharomycetales; Saccharomycetaceae. The record is from RefSeq and is a predicted model, not a curated record. Gene Ontology annotation, cellular component: nucleus. Gene Ontology annotation, biological process: regulation of transcription by RNA polymerase II. The transcript has a single exon. Gene Ontology annotation, molecular function: protein dimerization activity; DNA-binding transcription factor activity, RNA polymerase II-specific; RNA polymerase II cis-regulatory region sequence-specific DNA binding.
AUGACGAACAAUAACGAAAGUGAGGCUGAGAACCAACGUCUACUGGACGAACUGAUGAACCAAACAAAAAUUCUCCAGGAAACUCUAGAUUUUUCGUUAGUGGCACCCGCUCCACACCACAAUGAUGAUUAUAAAAUACAUGGAAGUGCUUACCCAGGUGGUGAGACCCCGGCUCAACAGCAUGAAAAACUCUCAUACAUCAAUAUGCACAACUCUAACGAUCACAAUAACUUAAUGGGUAGUCAAGCGAGGUCCAAUUCGCGAACACCAACAGCUUCGACCAUAUAUGAAGAAGGAGAGUCGCAAUCGUCUUACUUGGACGAUAUGUUUAGAACAAGCCAAGGCGGUAGACCUGUCACCCAAAAUUCCAUAUCUUCCAUAGGGCAGGCUCCCUUGAGGUCAUCCUUUUCUACGUCUUACGACUCACCUGUGGAUAGAGCAAUGAAUACACCAUUACAGCAACAAGAAGGCUUAAAAGCUGAGUUACCACAAGACUUUUUAUUCCAGCAUGGCACGGAUGAUACAACAUAUAACUUAACUGAUGAUUUGAGCUCCUCUUUAUCUUCUAGCAUCAAUUCUGAUAUGAUGACACCAAACACAUAUUCAUCAUCAUUUUCUUAUAAUCCGCAAACUUUGGGUCCAGCAUCCGUAUCUUCCACAUAUUCCCCAAAAGUAAGAUCACCAUCAUCGUCAUUUCGCGCAGGAAGUUUCCUUUCAUCCUCUUUUAGGCAUGGUAGCAUAAACACUCCCAGAACAAGACACACUUCAAUAAGUAGUAAUAUGACUGAAAAUCUAGGACCCGGAAGUGUUCCAAAGAUUCUAGGUGGAUUAACUUCAGAUGAGAAACUGAGGCGCAAAAGAGAGUUUCAUAAUGCUGUCGAAAGAAGAAGAAGAGAACUAAUAAAACAAAAGAUAAAAGAACUUGGCCAGUUGGUUCCACCAUCUUUAUUAAACUACGAUGACCUAGGUAAACAAAUAAAACCAAAUAAAGGUAUUAUUUUGGAUAGAACAGUCGAAUAUUUACAAUACCUGGCCGAAAUUUUGGAAAUACAAUCACGAAAGAAGAAUGCUUUAUUGGCGAAGAUAAAGGAAUUGGAAAACAAGAAAAGCUCUGUCGCAGCGUUAUCUCCUUUUACCAAUAACCAUCAUGCAAGUUCGAAGCAAAAUAACAACGACAAUAAUGAGGAAAGAAUUAUAGACAUUAGGUCCGUUCCAAAUACUUCAUUGAAUGAACAAAAUAUUAAGGCUGAAUUGCAUAAUUGGGAGCCACCAUUAUAUGAUUCGGCCAGUAACCACAAUCAUGCUGGCGCAAUGGAAACUCAUCCACAUACAAAUAUUCAUGAUGAACUAAAGGAGUUUUUAUCUGGAGAUUUAAUUGAAGCCGAAGAUAAUGCAAAACUAAUGUUUGGGGAUGACAACUCUAAUCCAGCUGAUUAUCUUCUAGAAUUUGGUUCAAGAUGA